This is a messenger RNA of Debaryomyces fabryi, 807 nucleotides long. RefSeq names its product Rvs162p (gene RVS162). Gene Ontology annotation, molecular function: lipid binding; protein binding. NCBI's taxonomy places the organism in Eukaryota, Fungi, Ascomycota, Pichiomycetes, Serinales, Debaryomycetaceae. Bases 1 to 807 code for a protein of 268 amino acids. Gene Ontology annotation, biological process: plasma membrane tubulation; endocytosis; actin filament organization. The transcript has a single exon. Gene Ontology annotation, cellular component: medial cortex; actin cortical patch; mating projection tip. The record is from RefSeq and is a predicted model, not a curated record.
AUGUCUUGGACGGGUAUAAAAAAGGCUAUUAAUAGAGCUGGUGCUCAAGUAAUGUUAAAGACUGGGCAUAUCGAGGAAACAAUCGAUAAGGACUAUGAAUUUGAAGAGAAGCGUUUCAAGUAUAUGGAGUCUACAUCUACCAAGUUACAGAAAGAACUCAAGCAUUAUCUAGACUCAUUAAGGAUAUUAACAAAUGCUCAAGUCAAUGUGAGUGAAGUAUUGAGUGAGUUCUAUGGGUCUAAUAAGAAUGAGGACAAAGAGUACAAAAGUAUAAGUCAAGAAUAUUAUGGCGUAAUGAAACUUCUAAAUGACCAUACCGUGGGCGAGUUAGAACAGCCAUUCAACCAAACUGUGCUUAAUCCUAUAGCGAGAUUUAAUUCCUACUAUAUUGAGAUCAAUGAGGCCAUAAAGAAGAGAAACCACAAGAAACUCGAUUAUGAUGCCAUGAAGAACAAGGUGCGGAAGCUUAUUGAAAAACCAGGAGAAGAUCCUCUGUACGAGGCCAAAUUGAGUCAAUCUCAAAGCCAAUUGACCCAAUUGGAGACUUCUUAUGAAACUAUAAAUGAUCAAUUAAAAGAUGAGUUGCCAAAAUUGAUUGAUCUUCGAAUUCCUUUCUUAGACCCAUCGUUUGAAUCAUUUGUAAAGUUGCAAUUGAGGUUUUUCAACGAAAAUUACAAUCAUUUGAAUAACUUGCAAGUAAAGUUGGAUGCUCAAACGAGACAAGAUUACAUCAACGGUACUCUAGAUGAGAAAAUUGAUGAUGUACUCAUCAAAAUGAGGGAAUUAAACAUAACUGGGACAAUUUAA